This is a messenger RNA of Austrofundulus limnaeus, 3803 nucleotides long. It is a transcript of the gene rgl1, whose product is annotated as ral guanine nucleotide dissociation stimulator-like 1. Gene Ontology annotation, cellular component: plasma membrane. The coding region runs from base 267 to 2705 and encodes 812 amino acids. The record is from RefSeq and is a predicted model, not a curated record. Lineage: Eukaryota; Metazoa; Chordata; Actinopteri; Cyprinodontiformes; Rivulidae. The transcript has 18 exons. Gene Ontology annotation, biological process: Ras protein signal transduction. Gene Ontology annotation, molecular function: guanyl-nucleotide exchange factor activity.
GAAAAAAAACAAGACAAGAAGAAGUCAAACUAGAAACUGAAGUGAGAAGAAGAAGACACAAAGAGGACACUUUUCAUUCAACAAGACUGAAUAAAAUAUUUAAGAAGUCUGUUCUCAAGAAAAAAACCUGCACUUUUCUUCCUUUUUUUUCCCACCUUCAUCACCAAGAAGACCAAAGAAAACAAUCAAGCUGCUGAAGACGUCUUUGUUCCACUCUGCCAUCCAGACUGGAGCAUGUCCUGCCKUCCCUGUCAUCCCUGCCGCUGAUGCAGGUGGUCAGCAUAUCUCUGUACCCCCUGACCAACUUCCUGUCUUCACCUGCCAGCGCCCACUGCCCCGAUCUGGACUUCACCUUGCUGCUGGAGGGGGAGGGAGGCGUCACCUUGCAGAGGUACCAGCCUCGCUCCCCAGAGAGCAGCACACACCACUGGAGCUCGGUGCAGGACUGGGGGGAGGAAGUCGAGGAAGGAGCCAUCUACAACGUGACCCUGAAGAGGGUUCAGAUUCAGCAGGCAGCCAAUAAGGGAGCCAGAUGGUUGGGGGCGGAGGGUGACCGCCUACCUCCUGGCCACACGGUGAGUCAGCUGGAAACCUGUAAAAUCCGAAGCAUUCGUGCUGGAACUCUGGAGCGCCUGGUGGAAACGUUGUUGACGGCGUUUGGAGACAACGAUCUCACCUACACCUCCAUCUUCCUCUCCACCUACAGAGCCUUCGCCAGCACUCAGACUGUUCUGCAGCUUCUGCUAGACAGGUAUGGAAGCGUGGGGGACAGCGAGCAGGACGGCUGUGAAAGCCGUGAAGCCAUCAGAAAUGCCUUGGCGUCAACCCUGCGUGCCUGGCUGGACCAGUGCCCCGAGGACUUCCAGGAGCCUCCGRACUACCCCUGCCUCCACAGGCUGAUGGACUACCUGCGCAAAGCCCUGCCUGKCUCCGAGGCUCUUAGACGGGCAGAGAGUCUGCUGGAGCAGCUGCAGGGUCAGGCCUGCAUGGAUGAGAGCGAUGUCUGUUUCAAUGGCAACAGUUCCUUCUGUCUCGGGGAGGAAGAAGAGGUGGAGAUUGAAGUGCAGGAUGACUUCCUGUCGUUUGACGCCGACCUGGUGGCCGAGCAGCUCACCUACAUGGAUGCACUGCUGUUUAAAAAGGUCGUCCCCCACCACUGCCUGGGCUCCAUUUGGUCUCAGCGGGACAAGAAGGACAGCAAGCACACCGCUCCCACCAUCCGCGCCACCAUCACCCAGUUCAACGCCGUGGCCGCCUGCGUGGUCAGCACGGUGCUGAAGCACAGGCAGCUCCGGCCUCACGUCAGGGCGCGGGUCAUCCAGCGCUGGAUCGACAUCGCUCAGGAGUGUCGAAUACGCAAGAACUUCUCGUCUCUACGAGCCAUCGUGUCGGCGCUGCAGUCCAAUCCCCUGUACAGACUGAAGAGAGUGUGGGCCUGCGUGCACAAAGACAGUACGCAGACGUUCGAGGAGCUCUCCGACAUUUUCUCGGACCACAACAACUACCUGACCAGCAGGGAGCUGCUCAUGAGGGAAGGUACUUCAAAGUUUGCCAGCCUGGAGAGCUGCGCCAAGGAGCACCAGAAGCGCACGCACAAGAGGCUGCAGCUGCAGAAGGAAAUGGGAGCGAUGCAGGGAACCAUACCUUACUUGGGGACUUUUCUAACCGAUCUGACCAUGUUGGACACAGCCCUGCCAGACUUAGUAGAGGGUGGUUUGAUCAACUUUGAGAAGAGACGAAGGGAGUUUGAGGUCAUAGCUCAGAUUAAGCUGCUCCAGUCGGCCUGCAACAGCUACUGCCUGACUCCCGACCCGGCUUUCCUGCGCUGGUUCAAGAGCCAGCCUCAGCUCAGUGAGGAGGAGAGCUACGCCUUGUCGUGUGAGGUUGAAGGUCUUGGCGACAGCAGCCCGACUUUACCCAAAACCCGAAAAAGCAUGGUGAAGAGACUCAGCCUGCUGUUUCUUGGACCAGACAGUAACUCGGCCAGUUCUCCCGUCAGAGAGACGCCACGUUCGCCCCCUACUGGCAGCUCGGGGGAGAGCAUGGACUCUGUCAGCGUGUCGUCCAGCGACUCCAGCAGUCCGUCGGACGGCGAGGGACACACGACACCAACACACACCCCCGACUCACACCUCUCCCAUCAAAACAAGUUGUCAGAGUCAUCCUCCUGCACCUCGCUCCACUCCAUCGACACCAACUCAUCCACAGCCAGCGUCUCCACCCCUCCUGCGUUCCCUUCCCUCUCUGCUCCCCUCUGCAGUCACAGACGCUGUGUCUCCCUCAUGCCCCUGUCCCCCUGCUCCCAGAAUCAAAGCCCCAUCUACAACACGCAAGCCCAGGACGCGUGCAUUAUAAGAGUCAGCCUGGAGAACGGCAACGGCAACCUGUACAAGAGCAUUCUGCUGACCAGUCAAGACAAGACUCCAGCUGUGAUUUCCAGAGCGAUGGCGAAGCACAACCUGGAGGUGGAGCCAGAGGAGGGAUACGAGCUGGUGCAAGUCAUCUCUGAGGAAAAAGAGCUGGUGAUUCCCGAUAAYGCCAACGUCUUUUACGCCAUGAACACCUCGGCUAACUUUGACUUCCUGCUGCGAGCGCGAGGCUCGGCGUGUCGGCCCGUACAGCUGCGGAGCCGGUGCAGUACCACUCUCCCUCGGACUCAGUACCGCUCCAGCCUCUCGAUCAGACUCAGUAAAGUCACGCUGUGACCCUUCAGUCUGCCAUCCYACCACUGACCCGGGGCCCUGCAGGCCACAGCAGUGAUGACUGAAGGUGGAACUGCUGCACCACAGAGAGUUCUCAGACUCUGGGCCUCACCCUGAACUGUGCCUGUGCCUGCCCAGCCUUAACAGGGACCAGUGCAACAGUGAUCCCUUGUGGCCUCUGCCUUUUUUUACAACAGAUUAUUAUUUUUUGCAUAUGUGGGAGCAGCCAAAUGCCUGGAGCCUCAUGUAUGAAACAGUGUGCAACUUUUUUACUGAAAGUUGGUUUACAGACAAACUCCAARAAGUGCAUUUUACCAAAAAUAUUCAGAUUCAUCCAACUGUGUACACACAUGUUUCUGCACGCCUUUCCUUCCUUCAUCCGGAUUUACAUGGAACUGAGCGCACAUCUGACCCCUCCCCCAAGUGCUCCUCUAUAAUUACAUGCAAAUCUGCCCAAAAUGUCCAAUCUAAAAUUAUGUUUAAAUGCAGGAAAAUGGGGAAAUUCAUGGAAUGUGAAUCAGAGAUGCUCCUAGAUGGGAGGUAGAAACAGACRUCACUCACUUUCUUCUGGUAUAAAGAAGUGAUGGUGAAGCUGGGGCAGCGUGUGAAGCGACAAGUUUGGAUUUAAAGAGACGGCCUCAAAACGAGUUGAUCUGAGACCCACCUCCGAAACGUGGUGAAAGGGGGGCUUGUGGAGUUACAAUAAGGAGGAAUUCAGACCAAAGCAUUGCCAGAUGCUUCAGUAACACAAUACGAGRUAGAAUAUGGUCUAAAAGAGACAUUAGUUUUUCAUUCUUAAAAAAAUUGUACAAAAACAAAAGAACAUAAAAAAUGUAAAAGAAAAAAAGCAUCAGCAUAGUGAUAAUUAGGUGGCAAUUAUGUACAACUAAUGUGAAGUGACAGGAUGUAGUAAAAAUGUCAGAACACGACAUUUAACACAUCAGUCAAAAAUGUGUCAUGAAGAGGAAAACAUAAGUCACCCCUGUUUAUAAGUUUUAGGAUCGGCCAAACCAUAUAAAAAAGUGACUUUUAGUCCAGAAAAUACGGUAUUACUGCAGAUGAAUAAAGUGAAGCAGGAGUGUAGAUGUCAGGCAUUUCUAA